Molecule: messenger RNA, 2215 nt
Organism: Pelobates fuscus (common spadefoot toad)
Lineage: Eukaryota; Metazoa; Chordata; Amphibia; Anura; Pelobatidae
Gene: TAF6L
Product: TATA-box binding protein associated factor 6 like
Exons: 11
Coding region: 96-1814 (572 amino acids)
Biological process (GO): transcription initiation at RNA polymerase II promoter; RNA polymerase II preinitiation complex assembly
Cellular component (GO): transcription factor TFIID complex; SAGA complex; SLIK (SAGA-like) complex
Molecular function (GO): protein heterodimerization activity; RNA polymerase II general transcription initiation factor activity; transcription coactivator activity
Source: RefSeq, a predicted model, not a curated record
UGUGUCGGCUAAUCGAGAAGCGGAGAGAGGGGAUGCAAACGGCGUAACGGAGUCCGGGCGGGAUUAACGCGGUCAGCUUCCGCCUCCGUUUAGGGAUGUCUCAUACCGAGGACAGACGCUAUGUGGAGUUGUGCCAAGAUUCAGUCCGCCUGUCUGCAGAAAGUGUGGGUGUUGAUAUAUCUGAUGAGGUUGCAGCACUGCUGGCUGAGGAUGUAUGUUACCGACUCCGGGAGCUCACCCAGUUCAGUGCACAGUCUCUAAGGCACUCUCGUAGAAGGAGGCUGACUGUGGAGGAUUUUAACCGUGCUCUUCGCUGGAGCAAUGUUGAGGCUGUCUGUGGACAUGGAUCUCCAGAUGCAGUCUCUUUCCGCAGCAUUAGAGAUGGGGAGUGUUACUGUGCAGUGGACAAAGACAUCAACCUAGUAGAGUUAGCCCUUGCAACAAACAUCCCCAAAGGGACUGCUGAAACUGCGGUGAGAGUGCAUGUCUCCUAUCUGGAUGGAAAAGGAAACUUGGAACCUCAGGGAUCAGUCCCGGCUGCAGUGUCUGUCUUGACAGAUGAUCUAUUGAAGUAUUACCAACGUGUCACAAGAGCCGUUUUAGGAGAUGAUCUGCAGCUUAUGAAAGUUGCCCUUCAAGAUUUAGAGACAAAUCCCAAAAUUGCUGCCCUUUUACCUUAUUUUGUAUAUGUAGUGAGUGGGGUAAAAUCAGUCAGUCAUGAUCUUGAGCAGUUAAGCCGUCUCUUACAGUUAGUACGGUCCCUGCUAUGGAACCCCUACUUGUAUCUUGGUUAUUAUGGCUGCAGUCUCAUGCAAAGUGUCUUAUACUGUGUAACAGAGCCUCUUGCUGCUUCUAUAAACCCGCUCAAUGACCACUGGACCUUGCGGGACUACGGAGCUGGCCUCCUUAGCUUCAUAAGAACCCACAAGGAUUUGGCUGGAGCUCUGUACCCACAAAUCUUACAAUCAUUGCAAAAAGUACUUGGAGAUCCUGUUCGACCCCUGUGCUCUCAUUAUGGAGCUGUGGUGGGAUUGAAUGCUUUAGGUUGGAUGGCUGUGGAACAAGUGUUGUAUCCUUUACUACCUACAUAUUGGUCGGGUCUGCAGACAGUUUUGGAUGACCACUCCAUGUCAAAUGCACAAGUCAAGGCCGAUGGACAUAAAGUGUAUGGAGCCAUUUUGGUUGCUGUUGAACGUUUACUCAAGAUGAAAGCCCGCUGUUGUGACAAAGUCCUCAACACCCCAUCUCAACUUCCACCUGACCCUUCCAUUUCUUCUUCCCCAUCGGUUCCUUUACUAGAGAUGUACCGUGAGCUGUACUGCUUCUUUGGUGACAGUUUGGCUGUACGCUUUGGCACUGGGGGAACACAAUCUCAUCAGGUGAUAGACACGCGAGGACCUCAAGAGCCAAAAAAAGAGGGAAAUGUUGAAGGAGCACGUAAGAUGCCCCAGCUGACAGCUCAUGGAGAGGAAGAUAUAGUAAGUUCGGGUAGGCAGACACAGCGUCCCCCUCAAAUUCCUCUAGCUUCUUCCCGCCCUCGAGGGUCUUCACGUCAACGCCCCCAAGGAGUGAGAGAGGCAUUUCAGAGGUGCAGGCUUACUCCCCGUGGAUCUCCUCGUUUUAAUUUUUUAAUUGGAGGAAGACAAGCUGGACGAGGAGGUGGAGGACGAAGGUUUCAAAGUGUCUUCCAACUGCACACCGGACCUGGAGCUUCUGCAUCACGCUAUGCACAAAAAUUACCUAUGAUAGGUAGGGUGGCAAAGGCUGGACGCAGGGGUGUGCAAGCAGAGUUGUCACUUUAUUUGCCACUAUGACACUGUUUGAAAUGUAACAUGUGAGAAGAACUUGCUUGGGGUUUUUUUUUGUUUUUGUUUUUUUUCUUCCAAGUUUAAUUUUUGGAAAUGAGGCACUGAAUUUGGGACAUCUACCUUUAUUGUCACACUAUGUGUGACUUUUUUUUUUUUACUUUUUACUUAAAUGGUGCUUAUGCAUCAGUCUUUGGAUAGAACUGUAGAAGAAACUGCAGUACUUCUGUGUUGUGUGUACUAGUGUGUCUAUGCUUGACUUUUUCUAUAAGAGACUGUUGCAAAUAAGCAAGUGUUAGACUGGAUUUUUUUUUCUGUACAGACUGGAGACAGACAUCUGAAUUACAAAUACAUUCGUUUAUAUACAUUCUUUAAAUCUUAUCUCCUUUGUACCUUUCUUUUGCCAUGAC